Molecule: messenger RNA, 2638 nt
Organism: Ceratotherium simum simum (southern white rhinoceros)
Lineage: Eukaryota; Metazoa; Chordata; Mammalia; Perissodactyla; Rhinocerotidae
Gene: RFWD3
Product: ring finger and WD repeat domain 3
Biological process (GO): protein ubiquitination; interstrand cross-link repair
Cellular component (GO): nucleus
Molecular function (GO): protein binding; ubiquitin-protein transferase activity
Source: RefSeq, a predicted model, not a curated record
CCUCUCGCGAGCCCGACCGCGUCUUUCCGGCUUCAGUAAUGGCUCAUGAAGCAAUGGAAUAUGAUCUUCAGGUGCAGUUAGAUCAUCAUGCUGCAGAACAGCCUGCUCUUGCUGAAGUGGUCAGCAGCCAAGGAGGUCCACUCCUGCUCCAGCCUGCUCCUGCUGAAGUGGUCAGCAGCCAAGGGGGACUGCCCCUGCUCCAGCCUGCUCCUGUUGCAGUGGUCAGCAGCCAAGGGGGACCACCCCUGCUCCAGCCUGCUCCACAGGUGUCCAUUGACCUGACAGAGGAAGUGGAGCCCUUGGGAGAAGAGAGUGUGGAGAACAUCGAUCCAGGAGCUUCAGAGGAACAUAGGCAGGGAUCUGGUGCUAACCACACCCUCGGAGUAUCUUCAUUGGAUUCAGUGAGCAGCUUCAUCAGCGGGCUGCAGAGGCUUCAUGGCAUGAUGGAAUUCCUAAGACCAUCUUCAGACCGCAGUGUGGGGCCAGUGAGAGCGAGGAGGAGGAGGUCUGCCUCACACAGGGCAAGAGCCGGAGGGUCUCAGAGGACAGACAGUGCCAGGGCAAGAGCACCAUUGGAUGCUUACUUUCAAGUGAGCAGGACCCAGCCUCAUUUGCCAACUGCCUCUUAUGAUUCAGAGACUAGGAAUCCUGUCUCUGAAGACUUGCAGGUAUCAAGUAGCUCCGAUUCUGACAGUGACAACUCCACAGAGAAUGAAGAGGUGGUUGUCCUGGCAGAGGAACCUGGAGCUGCCGUUUUAGAAGAACAAGUAGGAGGUAUCUCAGCAGAGCAAGAUGUUACAUGUAUCGGUGGAGAAGACACCCUCCCCAAGCAGCAGUCUCCCCAGAAGUCCAACCCCCUUGUACCUUCUGCUUCUAUGGAUGAGGAAGAAGGGGACACUUGCACAAUAUGUUUGGAACAGUGGACCAAUGUUGGGGAUCACCGGCUCUCAGCAUUACGCUGUGGACACCUCUUUGGGUACGGGUGCAUUUCUAAGUGGCUUAAAGGGCAGGCACGAAAAUGUCCCCAGUGCAACAAGAAAGCCAAGCACAGUGACAUCGUUGUCCUUUAUGCCCGCACCGUGAGAGCUUUGGACACAAGUGAACAUGAGCGCAUGAAAAGUUCCCUAGUAAAGGAGCAGAUGCUAAGGAAGCAGGCCGAGUUAGAAUCAGCACAGUGCCGGCUCCAACUUCAAGUCCUCACUGAUGAGUGCACUAGGCUUCAUAGUCGUGUCCAGGACUUGCAGAAACUUAUUGUACAGCAUCAGGAUCAGAUUUCACAGCAACCCAGGGGCUCCCAAGCACGUUUACUAAACUGUGUGCCCUCCAGCCAGGGCCAGCGCAAGUACCAUUUCCAGAAGACCUUCACAGUGUCUCAGACAGGAAACUGCCGAAUCAUGACAUACUGUGAUGCUCUGGGCUGCCUGGUGGUGUCACAACCUUCUCCUCAGGCCUCCCUCCUUCCAGGCUUUGGUGUUAAGAUGUUGAGUACUGCCAACAUGAAAAGCAGUCAGUACAUUCCCAUGCAUGGCAAACAGAUCCGCGGACUGUCUUUCAGCAGUCGGUCUAAAGGCUUACUGCUCUCUGCUUCCCUGGACAGCACUAUUAAACUGACCAGCCUGGAGACAAAUACCGUGGUCCAGACUUAUAAUGCUGGCCGUCCUGUCUGGAGCUGCUGCUGGUGUCUUGAUGAAAACAAUUACAUGUAUGCUGGACUGGUCAAUGGUUCGAUACUGGUGUACGACCUUCGAAACACGAGCAGUCAUAUCCAGGAGUUAGUACCUCAGAAAGCCAGAUGCCCAGUGGUAUCCCUGUCAUACCUACCCCGAGCUGCCUCAUCUACAUUUCCAUAUGGUGGAGUGUUGGCUGGAACCUUGGAGAACGCUUCCUUCUGGGAGCUGAAAAUGGGCUUUUCUCAUUGGCCUCAUGUGCUGCCCGUGGAGCCAGGGGGCUGCAUAGACUUUCAGACAGAGAGCAGCACCCGGCACUGUCUUGUGACCUACAGGCCUGAUAAAAAUCACAACACCUUACGAAGUGUGCUGAUGGAGAUGUCCUACAAGCUGGAUGAUGCUGGAGAGCCAGUCUGUUCCUGCCAUCCUGUACAAACAUUCCUUGGGGGACCCGCUUGCAAACUACUGACCAAAAGUGCCGUUUUCCAAAACCCAGAGAAUGAUGGCAGCAUCCUGGUGUGUACUGGGGAUGAAGCAUCAAAUUCUGCCCUGCUGUGGGACGCUGGCAGUGGCUCUCUGCUACAGGAUCUGCAGACCCAUCAGCCUGUCUUGGACAUCUGCCCAUUUGAGGUGAACCAUAACAGCUACUUGGCUACCUUAACAGAGAAGAUGGUCCACGUCUAUAGGUGGGAGUGACCGUGGUCUUGAAACUUACCAGGCAUGCUGCUGGUUAACAUUAAAUGUUGUUUGCUAGCACCUUACAGCCCUGAGCAAGAUCUCUGCUAUUGUCUAUGGCCUAGAACUUUUGGGAUCAUGGUUCCUUUGGAUUGGUAUGAUUCUAGGACUCCAAGUCGCUGAAACACUACAGUUUGUGUAUUUGCUGUGUCCACCAAAAGAGUAAGUGACUGGGAUCCAUCUACAUUAUCCAUUUCUUGGGUUAAAAGCUUUCGUGAAUCUUUGUUGAGAAUCUG